Messenger RNA from Ornithodoros turicata, 4770 nucleotides. RefSeq names its product sodium/calcium exchanger Calx-like. Lineage: Eukaryota; Metazoa; Arthropoda; Arachnida; Ixodida; Argasidae. Bases 352 to 2874 code for a protein of 840 amino acids. The record is from RefSeq and is a predicted model, not a curated record. The transcript is spliced from 14 exons. Gene Ontology annotation, cellular component: postsynapse; axon; sarcolemma. Gene Ontology annotation, molecular function: calcium:sodium antiporter activity. Gene Ontology annotation, biological process: cell communication; calcium ion import across plasma membrane; sodium ion transmembrane transport.
AGAUAAUGAAAUACUCGACUCAUUGAGCGCAGUCGUAAUCGCUUAAUUUGGGCCACUCCGUCACGUCAUAUGGCCACCGGUUGCUGUUAUUUGGGAAGAGAAACUUGGCCGGACCGGUUGUGGGCCUCUUCCCCCGUCACUUGUUGCGAGGGAAAACACGGUCGAUUCGACGGCGCCUCGCUAGCUCUGCCGUGGUGGAUAUCCGUCCUCGCGCCGGCCAACUCUCCACUCCGUCCCCGAAUAUGCGGCGAUGUUUACUAUGAGCGCAGCUGCGUGAGCAUAGGAGUAAGCAGUGUAGUGUAGUGUAGUGAGUGUGUGCGGUGUGACAUCGAGUAUUCUACAGGUGCUGCGAUGGACAGCAACAAGACGUACGAGGCCAGGACGUGCCAAGACGGUCUCCUGUUGCCCUUCCUGGACGAGAGCCAAUGGGACGUCGGCGUUCGUGCCUUCAUCUACCUGGUGGCCCUCAUCUACUGCUUUUUGGGCAUCGCCAUCGUCGCCGAUGUCUUCAUGUGCGCCAUCGAGAAGAUCACCUCCAAGACGCGACGCAUCACACUUUCAGCCCAGGUUGCCGGUGCGGAACCUGACGUGAUCGAGGUGAAAGUAUGGAACGAGACGGUGGCCAACCUUACACUCAUGGCACUGGGGUCCAGUGCACCGGAGAUCCUGCUGGCUUGCAUUGAGAUCAUCGGAAACGGUUUCACUGCGGGUGACUUGGGACCCGGAACGAUUGUUGGUUCAGCGGCAUUCAACCUGCUGGUCAUCACAGCUGUCUGCAUCACAGCCAUUCCUCCAGGGGAGACCAGGAGCAUACGAAUGAUUAAGGUGUUCGGAGUGACGGCGUUCUUCAGCGUCUUCGCUUAUGUGUGGCUUCUGGUCGUACUUGUCGGGAUCACGCCAGGAGUGGUGGACGUUUGGGAAGCAGUUGUCACACUGCUCUUCUUCCCUCUACUGGUCGGCCUCGCGUAUGCAGCUGAUCGUGGAUUCUUGCUCCCUGGGAAGAAAGGUCGUAGUGCGCAGAAACAAAUGGAGUUGCAAAGCGCAGGCGACAACAUCAACAAGGCAGUGGCCAUCGAUGGAGUUGGUCCUGCUGAUAAGAAACAGUUCUUUCCAAAUGGGGAACUCAACAGGGAAAACCUGCUUCAGUUUAUCAGGGAAAUACGGAAGCACCCUGGCCUGACUGACGAAGACGCCGCGUGCCUUGCGGCUGCCCGCCUGGCCGAACAGCAACACCACACUCGCAUGUGGUACCGCGUAGGAGCCAUCCGAGACCUUACUGGAGGACGAAGGACUACGCCCAGCAUUUCUGAAAAGCUGCAAAACAAAAUGGACCACGAAGUCAGAAAGAUGUUUCGGAUUGCUACUCAAGAAGACGAAUCAGACAAGGCUGCUAAAGAAGCUGAGCAGAGCCAGCUGUUGAAGCCUUCUCCCGAAAUAUACGGGAAGGACGUUGCCGUGAUAGAGUUCAACGCCAGCGCGUGCGCUGUCCUCGAGAAAGCUGGGAAGGUCGACGUGGUCAUUCGUCGAAGAGGAAAGACCGACAUAGCCGCGACAAUCAGAGUGGAGACAAUAGAUGGGACUGCAACGGCCGGCGAAGACUACAUCGAAAUGCGGCAAACCAUCCUUUUCCAACCAGGGGAGGCGCAGAGGAAAGUGUCCGUCCAGAUAGUGCAAGAUAACCAGUGGGAGCCGGACGAAACGUUCUUCAUCAAACUCUGCCUUCCAGAGCAGACCAAUCCACAAGUGGCCAUUGGCCGAAAGGCAGUCAUGGAAAUCACUAUAAUCAACGACGAUGAUCCCGGCGUGUUCCAGUUUCGUCGCAGAGGUCUUCUGGUGCGAGAGAGCGUAGGCUACGCGCAAGUGGCGGUCAUUCGCACACGAGGCACCGACGGCGUGGCGUACGUCCACUGGCGCACCAAGAGUCAGACGGCGUCCGACGGCAAAGACUUUGUCGGAGGGGAAGGUAAACUAGUCUUCGAACAUGGCGAGCAAGAGAAGAACAUCGAGAUCGCCAUCGUUAACGACUUGGAACCGGAGAAAGACGAACAUUUUGAAGUGGAACUCUUCGACCCGUCUCCGGGUUCCGCUCUGGGAAGGAUCACCAAGACUACGGUUACCAUCACCAACGAUGAAGACUUCAACAACAUUGUGAACCGAUUGAUGCUGAUGACGAACACGAAUGUGGACAAGCUCCGGCUACAUUCAGAGUCAUGGGCGGGGCAACUGAGGGACGCCAUGAACGUCAACGGUGGAGACAUUGAGAAUGCCACGGCUGUCGAUUACGUCAUGCAUUUUUUUACGUUUGGUUGGAAGGUGAUAUUUGCCCUGAUCCCUCCGACGGGCUUCAUGGGCGGAUGGUUGACAUUCUUCGUGUCCCUGGGAGCCAUCGGACUGGUGACGGCCAUCGUUGGCGAUCUGGCAGGAAUCUUCGGCUGUCUCGUCGGUUUGGAAGACACCGUGACAGCCAUCACCUUCGUGGCACUUGGUACUUCGCUUCCAGACUUGUUCGCGUCCAAGGGCGCUGCAAGAGCGGAAAAAUACGCCGACAACGCCAUCGGCAACGUUACGGGCAGCAACUCCGUUAACGUCUUCCUGGGCCUCGGUGUUCCGUGGGUCAUCGCUGCUUUCUACUGGUAUGGUCAGAACAAAGAGUUCCCAGUACCGAAGGACUCCUUGGGGUUCAGCGUAGGCAUCUACUGCGCAGUCUCUAUCAGCUGCAUCAUUCUCCUUCUUCUGCGGCGGUUCCUGCCAUUCUUCGGCAAGGCUGAAUUGGGAGGCACCAGGAUAGGAGCUGUGGCCAGUGCCGCCUUCCUCGUCUUCCUCUGGUUCCUUUACGUCAUCCUUUCGGCUCUCAAGGCAUACGGUCACUUGUAAAAACAAGCUGGAUUUCGACUGCACACAGUUCUUCCAUUCAAAAGAGCUUCCAAGAGGACUUCGUGCGCUAAUCGCGGACGUUCGAUCAACCGUCAAGGAAAGUCGCCCGUUUCAGAAGCCCCGUGGUUGGCCCUUCUACUUGCUGAACUUUGCUGAGAUCGUGAUUGUGUCAUGUGCUGUGUCCACAACACUUAUAUUAUUAGACCCUGGUGUUUUAGGGUUAAACCCGAUUUUUCCCCGAAUUUGCACCCCGAAUUGAGGUUCACCUAUCUAGGGUUAAACCCGAUUUCUACCUGCAAAACUGCACCUAGGCUAGGCACCUCAAGGCAUCGACAUACUAGUUUCUCACAAAAUAUGCGACUGCCCCUUACUUCUGGCACUCUGGAUAAACGGUACAGUGAACGUUUAUGCUACAACAAUGCCCGAUUUCUCCCCGAACUCAGUCUGAUGGUAAUUUUUUUGCCCGAAAUUGCAUGAAUUUUCGACAUCAAUUUAAUGACCCGAUUUCUACCCCCCGAAUUUGGAAAAAUAUAAAACCCGAAAACUUCAGGGUCUAUAUAUUAUACAUGGCGUCACUGCCGAUAAGAAUAAUGUCCCCGGCACAAGAGACCUUCCUUAUCGGUUAUGGUAUCGGAAAGCAUGUUUGCCGGUGAGGGACAUCAGGUAAAAGCGCAUAGGGUGGACUGAUUAUGGUGCUCCCCUGACGAUAAGGGGCUCUUUUGUAAUCCGUGAGCUCCCUUCGAUUCCUUUUCCGUAUCACUAUAAGCGAAUAGACUUCUCCCUGACGUCAAAGUGUUAGAUAUAGCGCCACCAUUUUGGUAGAGUUGAACUACGCUCGAAAGCUAGAGGCGAAUAAGGUCGCGCCCGAAAGUCAAUGUCUUGAGAGGAUUACGAUGGCCCCUGAAAGGGACGCAACCUUCGGUCCUACCUUUCUUUCAAUAGGAGAUAGCGAACAAGUGUCCAUUCGUGGAACCCAGCCGUCCCUUUCCGAUUUGUUUCGGUUUCAGUCUGUCUACCAACGUCAUGAUGACGUUUCUCGGGUAGAGGUCUAUAAGAUAUCAGCGUAGCAACAGCUGAUUGGUUGGUAGCGAUUUGGAAAAGGAGUCCGACGGCGCUCACGUGUGUGUGUCGGGGGGGGGGGUGUAUUAGGGAGUUUUAGGAAACCGUGAGCACCCUCCGAUUCCUUUUUCCGCAUCUCUAUCAGCCAAUCACCGAUUGCUACAACACCGAUAGCUGAUUGGCUGAUACCGUUACGGAAAAGGGAAUCGGAGAGCCUCACGGUUUCCAAAAACUCCCUAUACUUAUUAGAACAAAUGAAAAAAAAGGGGAGGAACUCCCUAUUGACAGUGAGCGAAUUCCCCCACUACUUCCGGGUGACCACAAUCUCCUUCGUUUCCACGGUGUCUUAUCAUAUAGCCAACUUCUGUACACGGCAAUGGAAUAGAAGAGGGCAAUGGAAGGCCACUCCUGACGUGGCUGUUGCGGUUGUUCGUACGGUACCUUAGUUACGUGUCUAAGGCACACGACUGUACCAGCAGCAAAACGAACGCAUUAAGAACGUCCGAGCAUUAUUUAAUUAAGCCGCGCACUUUAGCUUUACACGAAAAGCAGGGAACUAGGGAAAAAAAAAAAAAACGCUUCCGACGUACCGCUAUCUGUGAAGGCUGCCGAAUGUCGACAAAGUAUAUGCACCAGCGAGUUAUCAUCGUACGUGUAAAUAUUCAUAAAUACUCGUUGCUCAUUGGUUUAGAGCUCUCUCAUCAACAGUGGAAUAUCUGUGACAUUUCCUUUCUAAUUUUAUUCGCGCAAGAAAAAAAAAAAAACAAGGCAGCUACGAAGCACAGGUGGACAUGCUGUGUACUGGUGUAUAUGACAGUAAAACUUGCUUUGCCCACA